AUGGGCGAAAAGGAGCACCCUGUCACGGAGUUUGAUCGACAGACUCGGUAUCGCUAUCCAGCGCUUUGGCGGGCAGCUAGCAGCCCUUCCGCUCCAUCCAUUGGGAAUGAAAGCAGCUCAUCGCGUCACCAGCACCAGCAGAUUUCGCCGCGGUCGCAUCUUUACUCCUCGCCUCCGGUGUCGUCUUCCGCUGAGGAAAUUGGGCGCACCGCUUCGCCAGAGCUGGGGAACCACCGAGAUGGGAAAGAUAAUGGCGAGGAGGCAAAGGGGCGCCGGCACUACUCUCGCCAUGCCGGAGUCGCGACCUCUCUAGCUGUCGAGUCACCACCUCAAGACUCCGCGGCGUCCUCGCCAGCAACGUUGUCAGCCUGGUUUGCGGGGUUUACAGCGGCGCAGCAGCAGCGUUUUAAGAGUCUUCAAGAGCGCGGCCCACCAGGACACGAAAUUGCGCGGUGGAAAAUGUUGGAGCUGAUGCGACACUGGAUGAGCAUGCCAAGCACUCGGGCCGGCCUCGACGCAAUCAUUCGAGACGUACUUGUGGACGCUGGAAUCGCAAAGGCGAAGGAGGCAUGGGGUGGCAGCGAUGCCUGCACGGCAGCGUCACGCGACAGUGCGUCCUCUGUGCAGCUACAGCAACGUGGUGGCACCAACCAGCCCAUCACCACGUGCGCCAACCCACCUGCGACGAAGGCGCCACCGAAGAAGGUGUCCCCCAAGAACAAACUGAUUACCACGAGCGUAGGACUCGAGUCGGACGGUGAGCCCCCUUCAUCCACUGCUCACGCCGAGGAGGACAAGAGAAAGCGAGAGUGCACCGAGGAGGGUCCGCGGGCUUUGGCUGAUGAAGCCCCAGCUCCAUCCGUCGAUCAGGCCACUCCUGCCUCCACUCCGACUCCGCACAGCGUUGGGAUUGUGUUUUCCUCUUCUGCCCUCGCGGCGCGAGGGACUCCGUUGGCGCCAGACGAGGCGACCCCUUCGGUGACUGCUGCUAGGGUGCGCUCAACUAGUGCCCGUCGGCGGCGACGCAAAAAUGGAAAGAGUGCCGCUUCUGCACGAGAGAGGCGGACGCUGCCUGCAAAUGGAUCGCGUUCGCCGACCCCGCAGGAUGUCAAAGGGGACGCUGACGAAUCCGCUGUGCUGCCCGUGGCGUCACGGACACCAGAGAAGCAUGUAGCACCCCUGACCCCGAGAAGUGGUGUUUCGCUUGGUACGGCGGCGUCGCACGAGCGGACGGAUGCCGCGAGCGACGCAAGAGUCUCACCGCACCGAUACACGGAAUCGCCGUCCUUGCACCAUUCGUCAUCGGAGGAAGCUCUUCCCAACUCCUCCCACAACCUCCCCUCUCCGCGCCAGCGGAGCCGCAGCAACAACAACCCAACAGCAGCGCGGUCGCGGCAGGAGGCCACAUACGAGGAAAUACCCCGCUUCUACUUCCCCCUCGGGCGCCCGACUACGCGAGAGAUGAUGAUCAGCGGACCUUUCUCCAGCAAGCACGAUAACCCUCAUUUGAAGAUUGCCGACGGUGUCUCCAUGUCGGCCCCCAUGUACGACGGCGGGGAGAGCAGCCGCAUGGGCGCAAACGCGGGGGCGCUCGUUGGAACCAGCAAAGACAGCGCACUCUUCCCCGAAUCGAGACGAGGGCAGAAGGUGGCGCCGAUGUCGCAGUUGCACGCGCUCGAUGACCGGCAGGUGGCGCAUUACAUUCAGCGGGAGUUUGGCCGUCUUCCGCCCCUUCCUAGACAUUCUCAGCGGGUUUGGCUGCUGGGUGGACGUCUGCGCAGCGGUACCCACAACCACAGCAAUUUACCCUUCGCCAAGCAGGAGCUCCUGUACAGGCAGCAGUUUAUUCAGUGCGUGCAACGCCUGUGCACCCAGUGCUUUGGUGUCCCGCGGUAUUUUGCCUUUCUCAUAUUGCGGCUUAUACAGUGGGAGAUGCACAAUGGAAAUGUUGACGCGGGAGAGAAUCGUAGUCCGCCUCAGACCCGCCACAGCAACGGUCGCCUGGGGUCCUCAUCGUCGCUAAUGAGUCACACAGCCAACGGCGGCGGCAGUGGUGCGACUGGACUGCCAUCCGUUUUCCUCAUCACCGCGCAGCACAUGAAGAAUUUCUACGAGGCCUAUCUGAAGAACAAGGACGUGGUGAGGCGCAUUUUUGACCUGCUGAUUCUCUCUUCCCACCUGCCCACCUCGCCAGCAGCAGCGGCGUCGCUGGCGGCUAUGAGCGCAGCAACAGAGGCAAACGACCAGGGUGCGUCGACCCCGGGACCCUCCCUUAACGCGUCACUCCUGCGGUCCUUCUUGCUACCCAAGGACUUUGUCGCCUACAUUAACGUUCUCCUCACUUAUCACCCGGGACUUGCGUUUCUGCGGCAGACACCUGACUUCCAGAGCAAGUACCUCGACACCGUCAUCUACCGCAUCUUCUACGAGCUCGACCGUUUUGACCGGGGCUGCAUUAGUUAUUCGGAGCUGGCUGCGUCGCGGCUGAUCGACGCCUUUCGUCAGGUCGAUUCUGCUGAAGACAUCAACAUGGUACUCCUCUUCUUCUCUUACGAGCACUUUUACGUGCUGUACUGCCGCUUCUGGGAGCUAGAUGAGGACCGCGACAUGCUACUGGCGCCAGAGGACCUCAUGCGGUACGCCCCGGAGGAUGUUAUGAACCCGUGCAUCGUGCAGCGCGUCUUUGCUGGGGUCGGGCGGCGGCGCCGCUGCAAUGUCCCCCAUCGCAUCGGCUACGAAGAUUUUGUUUGGUUCUGCCUCUCGGAGGAGGAUAAGUCCACACCACAAGCUAUCCGCUACUGGUUUCGCGUUCUUGACCUGGACGGGGAUGGGGUGCUUUCUGUCUAUGAGCUACGCCAGUUUUACAACGUCACGUGUGACAAGAUUGCCCAGUACCUGCAGGAAGGGCUGGUCACUUUCGAGGACGUUGUGUGCCAGGUGUUCGACAUGAUGCGGUGCUCUGAGUAUCGCGGGCUCUUUCUCUCAGACCUCAUGCGGGAGCCUGAGGCGGCUGCGGUGGCGCUGAACCUACUGACGAACGUGGUGAAGUUCUUGCAGUUUGAGCACCGCGAUCCGUUCGUAGCGCACGAGGAGCGCUUGCUCGGUGGUCCAGAGCAGUCAACAUGGGACCGCUUUGCCCGUCUAGAGUACGACCGCAUGGCGUUGGAGACAGAUGGAGAGGAUUGA
Molecule: messenger RNA, 3186 nt
Organism: Leishmania mexicana MHOM/GT/2001/U1103
Lineage: Eukaryota; Euglenozoa; Kinetoplastea; Trypanosomatida; Trypanosomatidae
Exons: 1
Coding region: 1-3186 (1061 amino acids)
Biological process (GO): protein dephosphorylation
Cellular component (GO): protein phosphatase type 2A complex
Molecular function (GO): protein phosphatase regulator activity; calcium ion binding
Source: RefSeq, a predicted model, not a curated record